This is a messenger RNA of Lycium ferocissimum, 841 nucleotides long. RefSeq names its product mitochondrial pyruvate carrier 1-like. Lineage: Eukaryota; Viridiplantae; Streptophyta; Magnoliopsida; Solanales; Solanaceae. The coding region runs from base 293 to 643 and encodes 116 amino acids. Gene Ontology annotation, cellular component: mitochondrial inner membrane. The record is from RefSeq and is a predicted model, not a curated record. Gene Ontology annotation, biological process: pyruvate import into mitochondria. The transcript has 5 exons.
UGGUCAGAAAAACUCGAGCGCAAGUUAGUCCGAACACCAUAAUUAUCAAACCCGGACACCAGAGUUAUAAAAAAGAAACAACUUAAUUAUUUUACAAAAAUCCCCCAAAGAAAUUUUUUAUUUAUAAAAAUAAUAUCAGUUCGCCUUUGUUGACUAUCAACUAGUACAACAUAGACAACCAAAAAAGGACCAGAUAUCUAUAUACAGAAGUUAUUGAUAAUCUAAAUCAUUUUUUCGGAGCAACCCACGUUUCAGAUAUCUGAUUAAGGAAAUUCCACUCAUCGUGACGCGUAUGGCUACCUUCAAGGCAUUUUUGAACAGUCCUGUUGGCCCAAAAACAACCCAUUUUUGGGGUCCUGUAGCCAACUGGGGAUUUGUCAUUGCUGGACUCGUAGACACACAGAAACCCCCAGAAAUGAUAUCAGGCAACAUGACCUCAGCAAUGUGCGUGUAUUCUGCACUGUUCAUGAGAUUUGCAUGGAUGGUACAGCCUCGUAAUUAUCUACUUUUGGCAUGCCAUGCCUCGAACGAGACGGUGCAACUUUAUCAGCUAUCACGUUGGGCAAAAGAUAUUUGCAGAAGAAUGCCGACAGAGCAGCGUGAUCUAGUGUUCUUUCCCGUUUUGUUCUGGACCUGUUUGUAGAUUUGGUUAUUUCCAUCACUCAUUGCACAGAUUAUUGUUCUUGAUCAUCCAAGAGCUGAACUAGCAGCUCAAAGUACUAACAUAGUGACCAUUGUAGUGAAUGAUCAUGUUUAUAAGAUUUGCCGUAAUAAGGUAGGACAAUUUGAAUGGCAAGAAAUUAGUAUGGAAGAAUUCAAUAUAUUUGUGAUUUCGCCUCUU